AUGCCCAGCUACCCAGAAAGCAAAAAAGAGUUUUGCAAGAAGCCCAAAUACAUCAUAGUUGCUGUUGCUGUUGCUGUUGUCCUUGCUUCGGUGAUUGUCUUUUUCAUAGGCUUUGCCGUUGGGAGAGCAAAGAGCUCUGAUGGUGUUUCCCCGCAACCUCGUGUUGUAUGGUGUCCGAAUAAAUGGAUUUUGCAUCAAGAUACCUGUUUAUACCGUUCAAAUGAAGAAAAGAAUUGGACGAGUAGUCAAACCUUUUGCUCGUUACAUAAUGCUUCCUUGGCUAGGAUUGGAAAUGAGGAAAAGGAUUUAAUGCGUUUUGUAAUGCUUCUCAGAGGCAAGGAUCCUCUUUGGAUUGGUCUUAUGAGAGAGCCCAAUCAGCCCUGGAAAGGGCCACACGGAGAAAAAGCAACGUUGGAGGUUCUUGGAAAUGGAGGUGAUUGUGCAUAUUUAAAUGAUGAAGCCAAAGCCAGCAGCUCGAAGUGCGACAUAGAACAUCACUGGCUCUGCAGGAAAACUGACCCAUCAAAAACCUGAAAUGAAACAUAGACGCCCUAAACGGUUUGGGGCCAGGUUAUUUGAAGGAACGCCUCCUCCCAUACGUACCUGCCCGGACCUUAAGAUCAUCUACAG
Elgaria multicarinata webbii is the source of this 630-nucleotide messenger RNA. Its product is annotated as C-type lectin domain family 2 member D-like. NCBI's taxonomy places the organism in Eukaryota, Metazoa, Chordata, Lepidosauria, Squamata, Anguidae. The transcript is spliced from 6 exons. Bases 1 to 534 code for a protein of 177 amino acids. The record is from RefSeq and is a predicted model, not a curated record.